UGCUAAUUUGAUCCGUCGGAUAUAACUGAUGAGAAUCUAAACGGUUCCUAGACAGAUAUAAACAAUAUUAUAAGCCGGUGUCUAAAGUACUUGUUAUUUAAGUGCCAAAACGUAAAGAGAAGCACUUUUAAACAUUCACUCUUGUCUUUUGCUACGUACCUGUCUAAGAAACGCUACACAUAAAAAUACCAUGUGAAGGAUUAUUUACUUCGCUGGGCACCUCCCUGGAAAAGAAAAGAAAUGGCGACCGAUUUCUGCUUUACUAAUGCUAAUGAAGCCGGAUCAUCAGAGGGGAGCGACAUGUGCGAGUGGUUUUGACCGACUUGGGAGUCCGUGAGAAACAAGCACUUUUUCGCCGGUGCUGGAAGCGUCGUGGACAGCAUCUCUGGAGUUCCGGCAUGGAUGCAUCGGAGCCGGUUUUGAAUCCCCGCAUCUGCGCUGAAAGUCAAGUGAACUGCGACGAACAACAUGGCAUUACUGUGGACCCCAAGGAGCCGCACUUCUGUGGGAGGUGCAGGCAGAGUCUUCCGGAAGGCUCACUUCUUUCCUCCCAUCAAUGUCCAGCCCCAGUGUUGAUGGCUCAGGGGGGCGGUCUUGGGGAGGCAGGCCGGCCAGGCUACAUGUGCCCGCUGUGCAAGCGCACAUUCAGUCUGGCAGGAGCUCUGAAGCAGCACUUUCGGAUGCACCAUGGCGAGCCUGGGGAGCCGGCGCUCUGUCCAGAGCCAGGGUGCUCAUUCAGCAGCAAGGACCGGCGCGCGUAUCAGCGGCAUCUGAGCAGGGUGCAUGCACUGCAGCCCGUGCUCUGUCCCCAGCGCUUCUGCCGCAAGGCAUUCCGUACGGAGACUGAAAUGGAGCAGCACCGACGGACGCACUUCCCUUUUCAUUGUGCCCACUGCCCCUUUGUCACCACAAGUGCCAGACAGCUGAACGAGCACUGUCACGAGCACCGGAGUCCAUCAGGGGACUGGGAAGGAGAAAAGGGAGGGAUGGAACCAAAGCAGCCUGAGAAGGAAGAUGAGCCUCAUCAAAAGUCUAAAAGAGGCAGUGAAGUGCAGCCAAUGGAUCAGGCAGCUCACAUGGACAAGCCCAAGGAUCGCUGCUUUAAAAGUCAUGUAGCCGAGGGCACGGAGCACCUCUACCGCACCCACAUGUGCCCCGAGUGCCGCCGCUGCUUCAAAAAGCGCACGCACCUCCUGGAGCACCUGCACCUACACUUCCCCGACCCUGGCCUGCAGUGUCCCACCUGUCGGCACCACUUCACCAGUAAGAGCAAGCUGCGCAUCCACUUGCUGCGGGAGUCUGGCCAGAAGCCCCACCGCUGCCACCUGUGCACGUAUGGUGCUGUCGAGCGCAACUCCCUGCACCGCCACUUGGCCAGCGUCCACGGCGGAGAGGGCGGAGCAGCCCCUUCGGACCCCUACCCUUGCCCCACCUGCGGAGAAGUCUUUCUGCAGAGCCAGGCCCUCAAGGCCCACAUGAAAGCACACCGGGCCCUGCCAGCGGGCCGGCAGCCCCUGGCCUGUUUCCAGGAGGGCUGCCCCUUCCGUGGUGCUGACAGGAGGGCGCUGCAGAGGCACGUGCGGGAGAAACACGGCGUGGAGGCAGUAGAGUGCCGGUAUCAUACCUGCGGCGCCUUCUUUGGCAGCCAAGAGGACAUGGAGGCUCAUCGGCGCACCCACCUGGCCUUUCACUGCCCGCACUGCACCUUCUCCAGCUCCAACAAGAGCAGCUUCCAGCGGCAUAAGCGGCAGGGCCACGCUGGGCCAGCAGAGCUGCACUGUGCCUUCUGCCCCUUCACCACCUUCAACCCCGUGGAGUUCGCCGAGCACAUGGGACGCCUACACGCCAAUGAGAAAACUCACCGCUGCCCUCAGUGUGAGUUUGUCACAGCGCACAAGCGUGUGCUGGGGAGGCACAUGCUGCUGCACACCGGCGAAAAGCCCCACAAGUGUAAGCUGUGUGACUUCCGGUGCCGGGAUGAGACCUACUUGUCAAAGCACAUGCUGACCCACUCCAGUGACAAGAACCAUAUGUGUUCCGAGUGUGGCUACGUGACCAAGUGGAAGCACUACCUGAAUGUGCACAUGCGCAAGCAUGCUGGUGACCUCAGGUACCAGUGUGACCAGUGUUCAUACCGCUGCCACCGCUCUGACCAGCUGAAUAGCCACAAGCUCAGGCACCAGGACAAGUCGCUGAUCUGUGAGGUAUGCGCCUUCUCCUGCAAGCGGAAGUACGAGCUGCGCCGGCACAUGCAGCUGAAGCAUAGCGGUGGGGAGCAGCAGGUACCACUCUUCCAGUGCAGGUACUGUCCAUAUAGCACACGCUACAGGCAGGCACUGCACAACCAUGAGAAUUGCAGGCACACACGGCACCGCGAGUUCCGCUGCGCGCUCUGCCCCUAUGUCACCUUCAGCAGCACCAGCCUCUUCUUGCAUAAGAGGAAGGUGCAUGGCUACAUGCCCGGGGACAAGGUAUGGCUGGAGUACUACGCUAAGAAGGAACGUGAGCGAGGUGGCGCCACUAGGGGCUUCCUGGAGAAAUGGGAUGAGGUUACGGCGAGGGACCAGCAGGUGCCCUCUGAGGCAGGGGAAGCUCCCAGCCAAUUGGAGGGCAGCUUGCAGAUCAUGGGUGGGAGCGGUGAAAACGAAAUGACUGCAGAUGCCACUACGUUCGCGGAUCAGGAAUCUGAAACGGUCACAAAGGGAACUGACUCGGAAAACAGGGUUGGCACUAACAUCAGCAGUUCUGAGGUGGCUGCCACUGAUGGCAACAAUGGAGAAUGUUGCCUGUUGGUUUUGACCUCCAUAGUUCAACCUGAAAGCAUGCCUGACACCUGCAUACCAGGAGACGUUGAGAGCGGGGGUAUAUCAAGUUGGGAGAUGCAGCUUGAUCUUAAAGCAUUUCCAGCUGAAGGGGGGAGUCCCAUGUGUCCUUCCCAAAGACAGAGUGAAGAUGACCAAGAGAGGGUGCUGAUAGGGGACAGCGAAGGCCAGAGUGAUAGAGAGAAGUCAUCGAUCCCUGAAGCCAAUGCGUCUGAGCAAAUGGAUGGUGCCGGAGUGGAGUCUUCCUGCUCCGAGUCCCACUUCACGGUCCAGCGGAGGCAGGACAAGGAGCAGGCGGAAGCACUGGUGCUGGAGGGCCACGUGCAGAUGCUGGUGGUGGAGGCCAAAGCCCGGGUGCACCGGUGUGACUUCUGUGCCUUUGCCACAUACACAGAAGCCGCCCUGGCACAGCACCGCCGUGUGUCCUGCAGAGCCAGGAGAACAGUGCUGAGGUGUAAGGAAUGUGGAGCGAUCUACAAACAGCAGCGUGGCCUGGACACCCACCGACUCAGGAAAUGUCCUGUGCUCCUAAAAAUGGGCAGGAGGUUCCCCGUCUCGGCAGGAGCCAGACAGCCAGGGGUUUCUGACCAACAGUCCCAGGAUCAAAGGAAAGUGGAUCAUCCUGUAACUGGGGCAGAGGACAGAGGAAUGGGGCCACUUUCUGAAGAAGCAGUCACUGAGGCGUCAGAGGGACCCAAGAGACAAGACAUGGAGAGCAGCAUAGCAGACAUCCACAUAGACACCCCUGAACAUGAAAUAGACUCGAACAUGGGCGAGACACAUGCAGCGGGAAAACAGGAUAUGGAUCUUGGAGAGACAGACUCUGUACCUCUCCCCUCAGGGACAGUGGAAGGGCAGGGAUAUAGUAAAGCGGCUCCUCAAACUAGAAGCUCUGAGGAGAAUGAGGGUGGGGUGGCAGGAGAGGGAAGCACUGAAGAGCAGGACAGCAGGAAGAUAAUGGAGAGGAUGGGCCUCCGCUUCUUCUGCCCUAGCUGCCCAUUUGCGUGCCAUCAGGAGCGAGCGCUCAACACUCACCGCCGGCGAGGCUGCCUUAAGCCCGGUGAUAUUCAGUGCCAGAGCUGUUCCUUUGUGGCCAGAUCACGUGAAUCCCUGGAGCGCCACAUUCUGAUCCAUCCAGGCCAGCGGCUUUCCUCGGCACUGCAGUGCCGGAAGGCCUUGCUCCAGUGCAAGCUAUGCCCAUUCACCUGCAAGCAGGCACGCUGUAUGACGCAGCAUAUGUCCCUGAAGCACGAGGGCAUGCGCCCCCACCGCUGCCGCUUCUGUGCCUUCAGCACCACACGCCGUUACCGCCUGGAUGCCCACGAGUCAUUGCACACGGGUGUCGGUCGCCUGGCCUGUCGGCUCUGCAACCACACCUUUGGUACCGCCUCCAAGCUGCAGCUACACCAGCAGCGGGUUCAUGACCGGCAACCCACCCACUUCUGCACGCUCUGUGACUACGGUGGCUACAGCUCCAACGAUGUGGCCCGCCACAAUCUCAGCUGCCACACGGGAGAGCUGAAGUACGCCUGUGACCUCUGUGCCGCCCGCUUCAGCUCCAACGCAGCCCUUAAGCAGCACUGCCGUCGCCGACACCGGGAUCCCGGCAGCCAGCCUUGCCCUCGAUGUGACUUCAUGGGCCGCAGCCGGGCCACCCUUGUGGCUCACCUGCGGCAGCAGCACCCGCGGCUGGAGUGCGCCCCCUGCGGCACCGAGUUCCUGAGCCGCGAGGCUCUGGCGGAGCACCGCAGAACUCACCUGACCCAGCGCUGCCCAGCGUGCCCCUUUGCAGCACGCGGGAGGCAGCUGCUCGCGCAGCACCUGCUGGACGAGCAUGAGGACGGCUCCCCGGAGGACAAGCCGCUAAAGUGUGCUGCAUGUGACUUCACCUGCCGUCACCAGUUGGUGUUUGAGCAGCAUGUACGCUCGCAUGGCGGCACCCGCCUGUACCGCUGCACCAACUGCCAGUACUCCACCCGCAACCGCCAGAAGAUCACCUGGCACAUCCGCAUCCACACGGGCGAGAAGCCAUAUCGCUGUGAGCAGUGCGGCUACACCUGCGCUGACCCCUCUCGGCUCAAGUACCACAUGCGGAUUCACCAGGAUGAGCGCAAGUACCUAUGUCCAGAUUGUGGCUAUAAGUGCAAGUGGGUGAACCAGCUGAAAUAUCACAUGACCAAGCACACAGGUGCCAAGCCAUACGCGUGUGAAGAGUGUGAGUACCGCACAAACCGGGCAGAUGCCCUGCGUGUGCACCGCGAGACCCGCCAUUGCGACAACCGCGCAUUCAUCUGUGAGAAGUGUGGCAAGGGCUUCAAGACACGCUUCCUGCUGCGCACGCACCUACGCCGCCACAGCAACACCCGGCCCUAUGUGUGCCGUCUCUGCCGGCGUGCAUUUCGCUGGCCCGCGGGACUCCGGCACCACUUCCUCACACACUUGGAGUGCCAGCCCUUCUUCUGCCGCCACUGUUCCUACCGGGCCCGCCAGCGAUUCCAGGUGGUCAAGCAUCUCCGCCGGCACCACCCAGAGCAGCCCUCAGAGGAGGGUGUGGGCCAGGACCCGGGGCCACACUCGGUGUCACUGCAUGAGGCCCGGCUGGGCGAGGAGGAACAGGAAGGUGGUUCAGGGGAGGAACGGGAACUGGAGGUUGGGCUAAGGGGGGAACUGGAACUGGAGGUUGGGCCAAGGGAGGAACAGGAGGAUAGAACCGUGGAGGAACGGGAAUAGAAGGGUGAGUCAAGGGAGGAACAGGAGCCGGAAGAUUGACAGAGAUUAGAGCAGGAGUAGGCCUUGGACUCAUGAGUGCCCCAGCUCUCGCCCUGAACUCUCGCAGUCUCACACCGGUAACAACAGCAAGCUGCAGAGUGGCCUACUCUGUGUGGGAGCCUUAAUGUUAAAGUUGUGACGUUUAUCACACAGCUGCAAUAUUAAGAUACAAUAUUGUUAAGACAUAAACAUUUGUAUCUUAUUAUUAUUUGUAUCUUUUGAUUCUUUGCCUUGAACCAUGCGACACGAUGUGACCAACACUGUAUAGCCAAAACCAAACUUCACGCGUGGGUCUGUGUGUUGUGUAUGUGACACCUCCCCUGCAAGUUCCUCACUCUGUUUCGUUUAUUCACUUUGAGGCCAUUGACGAGCUUUGGCCCACCAGACAAAUGACAGUCAGCAGCUGCAGCACGAAGCUGGUGUCAGAGAAACUGGAAAACUGAUAGUUUUUCUGAAAUUUACAUUUGUUUAGCAGACACUGUUGUCCAAAGCAAUAUAUAAGUGAGGCAGAAAGUACAAGUAAACCAGUUGAUUGGCCAGUUAUUAGCCCUAACAUCAGGUGCUAUUUAGAUGGCACUGCAGGCACACAACUUUUUGAUCUGUGUAACGUUAGCAAACAGGGAGGUUUGGACACAAAAGCUUUUUCCUUCUAUAUCAACCGUAAUUUUGUUUCCUGUCCUGUUGUCUUCUGGUUUUUAUUCACUAUCCAUUUACACUACAACGUGGAAGGAGGUUCCACUGAUGUUGGUUAAUCUUUUUAAGCACUUUGGAGUCGACAUGUUUAGAAGGCACUGUAUAUAACAAACUGAAUUUGUGAACAGAAUCAUGCCAAAAAAACCUGUGGCACAAAGUACAUAUGUACAGAAUCAAGAUUAUGUGUAUUAAUAUUUCUUAUAAAUGUAAUUAAGAAACAUACUAAUAAGUGAUACACUGCCUCUUUCUUUACUGCUCAGCCACUUUAGGGGCAGCGUGUGACUUGGUGGGCUGACAUCUGAAGGUCACCAGUUCAAGCCCAGUCUCCGCAUGUCUGUGGGUCCUUGAGCAAGGCCCUUAUCCCCCAGCUCCCUGGGGGGCACAACAGGUGGCUACACUUUGUGGCUAGCUUGCUCUCACCUACAGACUGCAAGCUGGGGGAGGGAUAAAGAGAAUUUCCCUAUGGGGAUCAAUAAAGCAUUUGUUGUUAUUUUUUUU
This is a messenger RNA of Brienomyrus brachyistius, 6782 nucleotides long. RefSeq names its product zinc finger protein 142 (gene znf142). Gene Ontology annotation, molecular function: RNA polymerase II transcription regulatory region sequence-specific DNA binding; DNA-binding transcription factor activity, RNA polymerase II-specific. NCBI's taxonomy places the organism in Eukaryota, Metazoa, Chordata, Actinopteri, Osteoglossiformes, Mormyridae. Gene Ontology annotation, biological process: regulation of transcription by RNA polymerase II. The transcript is spliced from 9 exons. The coding region runs from base 399 to 5552 and encodes 1717 amino acids. Gene Ontology annotation, cellular component: nucleus. The record is from RefSeq and is a predicted model, not a curated record.